AUGUAUUCUCAGUUAGUUUUAUUAAUUUGUUUCGUCGGUGGCAUAAAGACAGUUUUCGUCGAUCCCAACGAAGGACCAUAUGCAGGAGAAGAUGGUGCAUGGAAAACAAUAAAAACUUAUCAUCCGCCGAGUCCAAUCUAUAAAUACGAAACCUAUAGAUAUCCGAAAUAUGAAUUCGAAUAUUCAGUGUCAGACAAAAAGACUGGGGACCACAAAACUCAUCGUGAGUCGCGUGACGGAGAUCGUGUUCGUGGUGAAUACAGCCUUGUCGAACCUGAUGGUUCGCUGCGGAAGGUGGAAUACGAUGCUGAUGACCAUAACGGUUUCAGCGCUGUUGUAAGUAAAGGUGUACAUAAGCACGGUGACCACGCAUACUCAGUUUUUGGUCACACCAGACACUUUUACCCUAUCGGACAUGGCAUCAAGAUCAAUCACUAUUUCCCAGAAAAGAACACCGCAAAAGACGUUAGCUUUGAUAACACUGAUAAAGGAAAGCCUGUUCAAGAAAAUGUACAGGAUUCCGUUGGUUUUCAAAAGAGUGCCACUAAGACUGAUGUUGAAACAUCAGAUAAAGAAAUUACUUUAAAACCAGAAAAUGCUGAAAAUGUUGGAAAAUCAAAUGCCGAGAGACUUAUUCAAAAGGAUUUAGUCGCAGUGGUCGAUUCGACAACUCCUUUGAUUAUUGAAAAUGAGAAAUCACUUGAAGGAAGCACAGAAGAGAUCAAUACUGUAACAACUGAAACUUCCGUAAUUGAUGCUAUGAAAGGGGAAGAGAUAAUAAAAAAAGAUGACCCCAGUCCCGACAACGAAGUAGCUUCGUCACACUACCAUAUGUUUUAUUACGUUUAUUGA
Bombyx mori (domestic silkworm) is the source of this 852-nucleotide messenger RNA. It is a transcript of the gene CPR94, whose product is annotated as cuticular protein RR-2 motif 94. Gene Ontology annotation, cellular component: extracellular matrix. Bases 1 to 852 code for a protein of 283 amino acids. The record is from RefSeq and is marked provisional. The transcript is spliced from 4 exons. NCBI's taxonomy places the organism in Eukaryota, Metazoa, Arthropoda, Insecta, Lepidoptera, Bombycidae.